AUGGCUGAUGAUGAUGAUGCUGCUGCUGCUGCUGAGGCUGAUGAUGCUUCUGCUGCUGCUCAUGAUGCUGCUGCUGCUGCUGGGGCUAAUGAUGGUGUUGUUAAUGCUGAGGCUGAGGCUGAUGAUGCUGCUGCUGCUGCUUCUGAAGCUGAUGAUGGACCUUGGUGGCAGGUAAACAAAUUAUCUGAAGAAGUAUUUAUAAGACCUGAAGCAAUACCGGGUGCAGAGCAGCAUGUUAAAGAGAUAUUAGCAGCAAGAGAAGAAAGAAGAAGAGCUGAAGAAGCAAAGAAGAGAGAAGAAGAAGAAGAGAGACUAAGAAAAGAAGAAGCUGAAGAAUUACAAAGACGCCUUGAAGCAGCAAGAGCUGCUGCUGCUGCAUUAAAGAAACAGCAGGAAGAGCAGCAGCAGCAACUACUGCGACAGCAAAAAGAAGCUGAGGCUAGACAAAAAGAAGAAGAAGAAGCAAGAGCAAGAGAAGAGGAGGAAGAAAAGAAGAGAGCAAGAGAAGAAGAAGAAAAAGCAGCAGCAGAAGCAGCAGCAGAAGCAGCAGCAGCUGCAGAAGCUCAGCGUAGAGAGCAGCAAGAACGUGAAAUCGAGCAGCAGAGAGCAGCAGAAGAAGCUAAAAAGAAAGAAGAAGAGAGACAAAGACAGAUAAAAGAGCAGCAAAAGCGAGAAGAAGAAGAAAAGAGAGCUCGAGAAGAGCAGAGACACGAAGCAGAACAACGACAAAAAGAAGAACAAGACAGAAUUAAACAAGAAGCUUUAAAGCAGCAGCAGCUAGCAGAAAAAGAAAAGAAAAAACAGCAGCAGCUGCAGCAGCUAAUGCUCUCUAUUACUAAACACAAAAUUGGUGGUGUCCCUCUACGUGAUGCUGUAAAGCUAUCAAAGGCACAGCGUCUUCAUAAGCCUUCUGCUGCUGCUGCUGCUGCUGCUGCUGCUGCUGCUGCUGCUGCUGAUCAAGCUGCUGCUGAUCAAGCUGCUGCUGAUCAAGCUGCUGCUCCUGCUGCAGCAGAAGCAGAACCAAAAGCAGCACCACCUACACAGUAG
This is a messenger RNA of Eimeria acervulina, 1047 nucleotides long. RefSeq lists its product as hypothetical. The record is from RefSeq and is a predicted model, not a curated record. The coding region runs from base 1 to 1047 and encodes 348 amino acids. The transcript is spliced from 3 exons. NCBI's taxonomy places the organism in Eukaryota, Apicomplexa, Conoidasida, Eucoccidiorida, Eimeriidae.